AGUCAGUAAUUGCUGGAGACAGGGAGAGCUGGGGGUUGGGCUGAGGUAGCCAUGUAUAAAUAGUGUGAUCUCAAAUUGAAAGGCAUAAAUAACAGCAGGAGUGAUCUAACCCUAUACAGCCCAUCUUCUACGUGCAAAAAAAGCGUGCGGAGGACAGCCAGAUCUCCUACUGAAAACAAGUGAAUCUCUGUGGAUAAGAUCACCGGGUAGCCAUGGAAGAACUUACAGCUUUUGUAUCGAAAUCUUUUGACCAGAAAAGCAAAGAGGGCAGCAGCAGCGGCGGCGGCAGCGGCAGCAAGAAGGAGACUAUCACAUACAGGGAAGUUUUGGAGAGUGGGUUGGCUCGAUCUCGGGAGCUGGGAAACUCCGAUUCUAACCUUCAGGACAUUACUGAGAGCAGCAACCAUUGCCCAGUGCAUCUUUUCAAAGACCAUGUAGAGAGUGACAAAGACAAACUGAAGGAGUUCAGCACGGGCAGGGCUGCGGAAGGGAUCUACGAGUGCAAAGAGAAGAGAGAAGAUGUGAAAUCUGAAGACGAGGAUGGACAGACCAAGCUGAAGCAGAGAAGAAGCCGAACCAAUUUCACCUUAGAGCAGCUGAAUGAGUUGGAAAGACUUUUUGAUGAGACUCACUAUCCAGAUGCCUUUAUGAGGGAGGAGCUGAGUCAGAGGUUGGGACUCUCUGAAGCUAGGGUGCAGGUCUGGUUCCAAAAUCGAAGAGCUAAAUGCCGAAAGCAAGAGAAUCAGAUGCACAAAGGCGUUAUUUUGGGAACUACAAGCCACUUAGACGCCUGCAGGGUAGCCCCUUACGUUAAUAUGGGAGCCCUGAGAAUGCCUUUCCAACAGGUCCAGGCACAAUUGCAGCUGGAAGGCGUGGCCCACGCUCACCCUCACCUGCAUCCCCACCUGGCUGCCCACGCCCCCUAUCUGAUGUUUCCACCGCCUCCCUUCGGGCUCCCCAUCGCCUCCUUGGCGGAGUCAGCCUCCGCUGCCGCCGUGGUGGCCGCAGCUGCCAAGAGCAACAGCAAAAACUCGAGCAUCGCCGACCUGCGGCUCAAGGCCCGGAAACACGCCGAGGCCCUGGGGCUCUGACCCCCCGCGCCACGUGUGACACGGAACGGACUGGAACGCCCUCCUCCCCUUCUCUUCUCUCUCUCGCUUUCUCCUCCCCCUUUGCCAAGCGCCAGCAGCACCGGGACUCGACCCCUCGCGUUCCCUCGCCCCUGUCCCCAUUUGGUUCUCCCUUCAUUCCUAAUGUCCUGGUCUGGGCUCUCCCGAAACCAUCGGCUUUUUGUUCUUGAAAAGACCCCACCGAGUGCUUUGACAGACUCAAGGUCCCAGGAGUGCACGCUCUGAGCCCAAAGGCUCCUCACUCACGUCGGACCCCACUUGGUUCUGAAGAAUUUAGGCUCGAAUCUCUCCUUCUCUCUGGCGCUUGGUGCUCUUAGUACAAUUAAAAGCAGGAGGCAGUGAUGGGCCUGAAAUCAGCCUCAAUACUAAUUGAGAGUCGUCUUAUUGAAAAAAAGAAAUACGCUAAAACAAACAACAGCAAAACCCUCACAAAGACUUUCGGGAAGAUAAGGAGGUGGUGGGCGGGAGGAACCCAACAAAAAUCCUAAAUGAUACUAAUCUGUGAACAUUGGGACUUUGGGAUUUUGACCCUGGCAAAAUUGAUCACAUCAGCAUUACUCAUCUUCUGCUGUCAGUUUUGCUACCCUGUGCAUGUGUCUAACUAAACACAUUUUGAAGAUCAUAAAAUAUAUUAAACAAAAGAUCCUUGGGGCUGGUCUCCAUUAAAGAUGACAUUUCUUUGUUGCCAACAGUAUUAUUUCACUGCCAUGAAUAUCUUCCAUCAUUGAAGAGCUGCAGCGGAACUGGUUUGAAUUUAAAUGUGGAAUUUCAGAUCUGAGGCAAGAGGCAGUACUUUCCUUUCCAG
This is a messenger RNA of Trichosurus vulpecula (common brushtail), 1935 nucleotides long. It is a transcript of the gene SHOX, whose product is annotated as short stature homeobox. The transcript has 5 exons. Bases 213 to 1091 code for a protein of 292 amino acids. Gene Ontology annotation, biological process: regulation of transcription by RNA polymerase II. NCBI's taxonomy places the organism in Eukaryota, Metazoa, Chordata, Mammalia, Diprotodontia, Phalangeridae. The record is from RefSeq and is a predicted model, not a curated record. Gene Ontology annotation, cellular component: nucleus. Gene Ontology annotation, molecular function: sequence-specific double-stranded DNA binding; DNA-binding transcription factor activity, RNA polymerase II-specific.